Messenger RNA from Racocetra persica, 177 nucleotides. Lineage: Eukaryota; Fungi; Glomeromycota; Glomeromycetes; Diversisporales; Gigasporaceae. The record is from the annotation of a GenBank genome assembly.
AAUAUCCUUUCAAGACAAGUUUUUAAUGAAUUAGUUGAAAAAAAAUCGCUUGCAAGACGUAAAAUUUUUAUUUACUCCGAUUACGAACUUAUUAUUGCGGCACUACAUGAGCCUAUUAAUACAAAGUUGGGAACUCCAGAAGGUCGAUAUUGGAUUAAAAUUCUUUCAGCUACGAGA